UUCUCCAACCCAUCCACCGCCCUCGAGCUCAGGUAUCGAUCAUCCAGCGCUAGCUAGCAUUCUAGCAACCUGUGUGAUCAACCCCAGCCAUUGCUAUGGCGACCACCACCACCCACGGCCCCAUCGCUCUGGCCUCGCAGUCGACGAAGCAGGACGUGCAGCACAAUCCCCGGCCGUACACCCCGAGCCCCUGGGGCGACUUCUUCCUCACCCACCAGCCGUGCACGCCGGCAGAGCUCCUGUCCAUGAAGGAGAAGGCGCAGGCCAGGAAGGAGGAGGUGAGGCGGAUCUUGCUGGACGCCGCAGCCUCCUCCGACCUGGCGCGGAAGCUGGACCUCGUCGACGCGCUGCAGCGGCUCGGAGUCGACUACCACUACAAGAAGGAGAUCGACGAGCUGCUUCGUGCCGUCUACGAUGACAGGGAUGGAGCUUCUGAUGACCUCUAUGUCACCUCGCUGAGGUUCUACUUGCUCAGGAAGCAUGGGUACACCGUCUGUUCUGAUGUGUUUCUUAAGUUCAGAGAUGAGCAAGGAGACGUUUCAAGUGAUGAUGUGAACUGCUUGAUGACGUUGUACGAUGCUGCACAUCUGGGAACUCACGGGGAGAAAAUACUUGACGCCAUCAUCACUUUCAACAAGAACCGCCUACAAUCUGUGAUGAAAACAAAUUUGGAGCCGGAGCUGGCAGAGGAGGUGAGGUUCACAUUGGAGACGCCUAGGUUCAGGCGGGUAGAGAGGGUGGAAGCAAGACGCUUCAUCUCAGUGUACGAGAAGAAGGCGGCGCGAGAUGAGACCAUACUGGAGUUUGCAAAGCUAGACUACAACAUCCUGCAAGUUCUCUACUGUCAGGAGUUGAAAGAACUUACAACAUGGUGGAAGGAUUUCCAGUCACGGACGGACCUGAGGUUUGCACGGGACAGAUUGGUGGAGAUGCAUUUUUGGAUGAUGGGAGUUGUUUAUGAGCCUUAUUACUCGUAUUCACGGAUAAUGCUCACAAAAUUGAUGAUAUGCGUGUCAUUGUUCGAUGACCUUUAUGACAACUAUAGCACCACACAGGAGAGUAAUAUCUUCACCACAGCCAUGGAAAGGUGGGAUGAGAAGGCUACAGAGAAAUUCCCAGCAUACUUGAAGGCGUUAUACAACAAUAUACUUGGCACAACAGAUGAGAUCGUGGAAGAGUUAAAACAUCAGAAUAACAAGCAUGCUGAAAUUGUCAGAAAACUGGUAAUUGACAUCGCCAAAUGCUACCAUGCUGAGGUCAAAUGGCGUGAUGAACACUACGUACCAACAGAUGUUGAGGAGCAUCUACAAGUUUCUGUGAGAAGCAGUGCAUGUAUGCACAUCACCAACCUUGCCUUCAUUUCACUGGGAGACGUGACUACUAGGGAGGCGGUUGAGUGGGCUUUCACCUAUCCGAAAAUUAUCAGAGGUGUUUGUAUUGUCGGACGCAUUGCUAACGACAUGGUGUCACAUGAGCGAGAACAAGCUUCGGAGCAUAUGGUAUCCACUGUGCAAACUUGCAUAAAGCAGUAUGGGGUCACAGUAGAGGAAGCUAAUGAAAAGCUUAGAGUAAUGAUCGAGGAAGCAUGGAUGGACAUCGUCCAGGAAUGCCUCGAUCUGAAACAUCCUAUGGCACUUUUGGAGAAGGCAGUCAACCUUGCACGAACAAUGGAUUUCAUGUACAAGCGCGAAGAUGCGUACACACUCUCAUUCAGCCUCAAGGACACUAUAACUUCAUUGUACGGGAAGUUCGCGUGAGUUGUAAGAUCCAGCGUCAAGUAUGGCUUUUCGGCAUAUUGUCUGACUAAGUUCAGAUGUCUAGGGUAUACUACUAUACCUCCAUAGACCUAAAAUAAUAUGAGGUGUGUUGUACCUCUUACCAUAUAUAUGUAAUUGGGUCGCAAAUAUAGACUCUCCAGUUUGUUUCUGUACGAAUAUACAGGGUAGAGCGAGUCUUGUUGUCUAUUAUUAGAGCUCCAAACAGUUACUACAAUUUUCAAAUUAAUAA
Messenger RNA from Phragmites australis (common reed), 2007 nucleotides. RefSeq names its product (E)-beta-caryophyllene synthase-like. Gene Ontology annotation, biological process: diterpenoid biosynthetic process. Bases 96 to 1757 code for a protein of 553 amino acids. The transcript is spliced from 6 exons. Gene Ontology annotation, molecular function: terpene synthase activity; magnesium ion binding. NCBI's taxonomy places the organism in Eukaryota, Viridiplantae, Streptophyta, Magnoliopsida, Poales, Poaceae. The record is from RefSeq and is a predicted model, not a curated record.